GCUGCAUCACAUGACCCUGUUCUGGUUUUUACAGCAGCUUUCAGUCCCACUGAGUCAGUGUUGGUCAAAGAGUGAACUCAGGAACAUGGCUUCAUCCUCUGUCAGCUUCUGGAUCCUCCUCAUCACCGUCUGCAGCACAGAUGGAUUCAGGCAUUAUACAACAGAUGUCUGUGACUUUAACUCCACUGAGCUGAAGGACAUCGAGUACAUCAGUUCUUAUUAUUACAACAAGAAGGAGUUCAUCAGGUUCAGCAGCAGUCUGGGUGAAUAUGUUGGAUACACUGAGUUUGGAGUGAAGAACGCAGAAGCAUGGAACAAAGAUCAAGCAGAGCUGAGCGCGAUGAGAGCUCAGAAGGAGACGUACUGCCAACACAACAUUGGUAACUGGUACAGCAACGUUCUGUCUAAAUCAGUUAAGCCCACCAUCAGGCUGUACUCCACGACGCCCCCCUCUGGUCGUCAUCCAUCCAUGCUGGUCUGCAGCGUCUACAACUUCUACCCCAAAACCAUCAAAGUGAGCUGGUUCAGAGACGGGAAGGAGGUCACCUCAGAUGUUACCUCCACCGAGGAGAUGGAGAACGGGAACUGGUACUACCAGAUCCACUCACACCUGGAGUACACACCCAGGUCUGGAGAGAAGAUCUCCUGUGUGGUGGAACACGCCAGCCUGAAAGAACCUCUGAGAACCGACUGGGAUCCGUCCAUGCCUGAGUCUGAGAGGAACAAGAUCGCUAUCGGAGCCUCAGGACUGGUUCUGGGUCUGGUCUUAUCUCUGGCUGGAUUCAUCUACUACAAGAGGAAGGCCCGAGGACGUACUCUGGUUCCAACCACGAACUGAGGAGGGAUCCUGGUCCUGGUCCUGGUUCUAGUCAUAGUUCUGUUUCUGUUUGUCAGAUAGGUGUGAGUUUCUGCUUCAACCUGCUUUCUGUUUUACAGCAGACGAUGAUUAGAUAAAGACUUUGUUAAUCAUUUCCAGCAGAAUCCACAUAGAAAAAUUAGGAGAGGGUCGAGACCUGAUCCAGGACUGGACCUCUGAUACUCAGUUGGUCCUGGUUCUGCUGGUCCUGGACCAGGGUUCAGGUCCUGGUUCUGCUGCUUCUUGUAUCUGCUUCUAAAUCAUGUAAUCAGGACUUUGAUUCUGCUGCAGCUCCUCCGAUUCACAUUCUGACAUUUUUACUGGACGUUUAAUAAACUGUUUCCAACUCUGA
This is a messenger RNA of Acanthochromis polyacanthus (spiny chromis), 1208 nucleotides long. RefSeq names its product H-2 class II histocompatibility antigen, E-S beta chain-like. Gene Ontology annotation, molecular function: MHC class II protein complex binding. The transcript is spliced from 6 exons. The coding region runs from base 11 to 838 and encodes 275 amino acids. NCBI's taxonomy places the organism in Eukaryota, Metazoa, Chordata, Actinopteri, Pomacentridae. The record is from RefSeq and is a predicted model, not a curated record. Gene Ontology annotation, cellular component: membrane; MHC class II protein complex. Gene Ontology annotation, biological process: immune response; antigen processing and presentation of exogenous peptide antigen via MHC class II; immunoglobulin production involved in immunoglobulin-mediated immune response.